This is a messenger RNA of Rattus norvegicus (Norway rat), 4385 nucleotides long. RefSeq names its product POM121 transmembrane nucleoporin-like 2 (gene Pom121l2). Lineage: Eukaryota; Metazoa; Chordata; Mammalia; Rodentia; Muridae. The record is from RefSeq and is marked validated. The transcript has a single exon. Bases 103 to 2856 code for a protein of 917 amino acids.
CGCUCGAGCAGCGGAUGCUUGGAUUCGGCCACCUCCGCCGAGGUCCGAAACAUCAGAAGUUGAAAAGGGGUUAGAAGUCACCGCCCGCCCGCGCUCCUCAGCAUGGGCAGCUACCUGGGCAAAGCAGGGUCCUCGCCGCGGUCCUCAGCACAGGGGCGCGCAGACCCACGGGAGAAGCCUGCGACCCGCCAACCCACUAGGCCCCUCUACCAGGUUCACCGUGUGCAGCAUGUCCACCGCGCCCAGCCUGUCCGGAGACACAGGCCGGCCCGGAGGCCACCAAACUGGGAUCCCGCCAACCCUGCCGCUUUCGUCAGUGAGGCCUGGAGGCGCUUUCCCAUGAAGAGUCCACAGAACCCCAUUAUGGGCUCUCUUCCUUCAGACUGGUGGGAAAGUUACCUGAAGCGUAAUAUUUGGUCCCUUCGUCACCCUCGAGCCACAUGGAGUCCGGUGACAGUCAAGAUCUCGCCUCCUGAGCGGAGACCACGGCCCUUGUUCCCAGCCUCAAGAGUGGUGAACUCCGCGGGACCUUCAGAGGAGCCACCAGGCCCCUGUGGAAAGGAACAGGUGCUGAGGGCCCUCCUCGAGUGCAGGAAGGGUGGAGCCAGGUGGGAAGAGCCUCUGUUCCCUGAUAGCUCUGACACUCAAAGGAAGUCAGCCACCUUAUGGUCUGCCUUUAAGCCCCUGUUGAAAAGUGGGGCCACUGUUUCGUUUGUGGCCAGGCCUGGGUCUCUGAAAAGGAGCCUCCAUGCCCAGAGCUCAGAUCCUAAAUGUAAGAGGUCCAGUUACUCCUCUGUGGCCCUCUUGGCCAGCAUACAUACCAGAGGCCCCCUGAGCACGAAAAGAAAUGCUAUUACCAGCUCCUAUAGUUCUUCUAGAGAUCUCUCAGAAUCUUGGAAAAGACAUUUUUCCAGGUCAUCAGUCCAGACUCCAGAAUGGCCAUUGAAAAAGACAGGAAAAAGUCCUAAUUCUCACCUCUUAGUCACGCCCAGCAGCUCUGGACAGAUAAAUGGAAAGAUUCCUCUACUGCAAUCUGGUCCUAGGCACCUUUUGACUAUGCCUUGCCAGCAAGGUCCUGUUGUCACUGAAGAGGACCCAACAUCAGAGGGGCAAGCUGUGCCAAGCAACCAAACCACAGAAGCUACAACUGGGACAGCCACAGACUCCAUUCCAGAGAUCAGGGCUGGUUUUCAGCCUCCCUUGUCUCUCAAUCGGCCUUCUGAGACAGUUCUUAAUACGUGCGUGAACCCUCAGCUGGAAAGCUUAAAGAAUAUGCCUGCCCCACAUGGGUGCUCACUGUUAGAGCACAUUCCAAGCAUCUCUUCAGACUCAAAACCCUCAAUUGCUUCCAUCCAGGCAUUACCAAGCUCUCCCACAACACCAGUCACUGAUUCCACCUGGCUUUCUUCAGUCCCUCAGGCUCACAGGUCUGCUGUGUCCCCACACUCAUCUGUCAUUAUCCCCACAGCACCCACCACACAAAGCACUUUGGUUGGGGUGGUGAGUAGUCCAGUUCUCCAUCUUCCUGCAUCUGUACUUCCUGUGGAGACUUCUGCUCACUCGGCAUUAAGACCGAUAUGGGGGUCUGUGCACAAUACUAAGGUUAGAACUGCCUCAUACUCCAGAAUUUCUGUCAUGGCUGAGGCAUCUUCAAGCUCUUCUUUCUCCACAACUCCAGGUAUCUUAAGGCCCACCUUCAAGCCUAUCUUUGGCAGUAUAGAACCGCUUAAAACUAUGUCCAAGACAGCCCCUGUGUCUACCCAGCAGCCUUCUCUUUCACUGAGUUCUGGUUCUACCCAUCUUUUCCACAGCCUAGCCACCACAGUCCCCUGUAUGGUUACAUCUGCCAUUCCAGCCAGCACAUCCAAAGAUCCUGGUGUGGAUUUGAACAUAGUAACCAGCACCAUGGGCAACUCUUGCUCUGUCCCUUCUUGCGACACUUGCCUACUUGGAGCUUCCCAGGACUUUCCCUCAGCCACUGAUUUAAUUUUCCCUUCCAAACACCCCACGAUUCCCACUGUACACACGGUCACUCUCUUUAGCCAGGUUCUUACUAGUGCCAUCAAGAUAUCCCCUCUCAGAGGCACUGAUAAACCGAGGAGGGUGAGCAGCCCUCUGGCAACUUUGGACACAUCCACAAACCAGUCUCCAGUGACCUCAAGCAUCUCCAAUGUGACUUCAGCACUCACAGCAUCUUUGGGGUCAAGCCCGAAGCCACCUUUUCUACCAUUCCAAAGAAGUACUUGUCAACCUUCACCUGGGGCCAUAGAUGGGCUAAAGCAAACUUCUCUCCAACUAGCUCCUGCCAAAAGCUUCUGUACCUCUUUCCUUUCAGAGAACUCAGGUGUGUCCCCAACCCAGAUGUUGCCACCUGCUCAAUUGGUCCUUAGCAAGACCACCUGGCCAGCUUGUGGGGGGCUGACAUCUUCAACUCCCAUUAUCCGCACUCCUACCAUCAGCCAACCAGGUUUGGGCGGCAAUCCGGCUGGGUCCCCACCCAGCAAAGCUAGUUCAAUUGCCCUUAGGGUUGUCAGGCAGAACCACCAGAGUGGGACCUACAGUUCAGUAUUUGGUAGCACAGCCCCAAGACCUUUUGCUUUUGGAGGAUUAGUGACCUCUAUGGAUUGUGGAGAGCCUGAGGUCAUUGUGACUGCCCCACCAAGGAGCACUUCUGGAGCAAGACAGAGUAUGACCCCAAGCACCCUAGCUCCCUUUGUGCAAUGCUGGAACUGGAGCAUGCAGGGCCCUCCUAACCAGAUCACACCUUUGGCUAGCAUUCCUGCAAGAAAGAUCAUGUCUGGGGCCCCCCUCCCUGGUUCCCUUUGCUUAGAGUACCCCUGUACCUGGAGUAAUUAAGGCAGGGAGCAGUCUUGGCUUUGUGUUGUCCUCUUCCAACUGUGCAAGGUACUGUGGGGAGAGAUCCUUUCAGAUCUCUAAAUCACUAGAACCUACAUUCUGUAUUGGUACAAAAGCAAAAACCCUAAGGAAUUGGGAGCCAGGGCACUCUUGAAAACAUCACAAGAAAUAGUCCAUCCUUUCUGUCGCACUGCAGCAAAGAGCCUUGAUCUCUUCCAACUCUCUGUAACAGACAUAUCCAAGACCCAAAGUGAAAACUGUAGGUGUUCCCUCCAUGUGUCAUAAGUUUUCCAAGAGGGUAGACCACCAAUAUGUUAUCACAUUGGCAGAGAAUGGGGCUGCAUGAGACUAAAGCCACUGGAGCAGAGUAGAAACUUGAUGCCUCCCACUUCUUUCUAUGAGCUCCACAAGGGCAUAGCCUCCCAUUUGAGGAAUGGGCAUGGCAGAAAGAAAACAAGCAUCUUUGGGGGGAGAUAGGUUGAUUCUACAUCUUAGCCUCUCUGUAUUUGGGCUGUAAGAAGUGCUUGCCUGUCUUUAAUCCUACAGAGACACCAAGUUCUCAAUGCUUGUUCCUCCAGGGUUUCCUGGGAGUGUUUGGGUGUGGUCUGAUCUGGUUCAGCCUAUUCUUGGUUAUCUCUGAGGAUUUCCUUGUGUGUUGUUCUUUGCCCCACCUUCUCUAUAAAGUUGCUCCAGUUUUUUUCUCAAAGAAUUGGUGGCUUAGCUCGACUAAGGAAGAUCAAGCCUGUCAGACCUGACAGUACAGGAAGAGGAGGCUCUUGGCUAUUUCCCUUCAGGAUCAAAGCAGGCCAAUCCCUCUUUUCUAUCUACUAGCUUCUCCACUUGGCUUUCAUGGAGACUUAACUCUUCACUCUGUUAGUUUCGGGUGUGUGUGGUGUUGGGUGGGAGGAAGAACGACCUAUAGGAGUGGUAUGACGUUUGGCAAAGCCAAAUUUCAGUUGCACCUGUAACUUGACUGAUGGAACCAAAUAGCACUGCUUCAGGCUGCAAGGCUGACUCAUCCUAAGUGCACAGCUGCAGUGUGACCUUAAAGGAUGGAUUCUCAGGGUUGGAUUCUCAGGGGAGAAAAACAGCCAGGAUGCUGAAGCCUUCUUUCCUGUCCUACACCAUAGACUAUGCUAGGAACUGCAAAUGCCCAAGUAGGGAAACCAAAACUUACAUUUUAUUUUUAUUUUCUUUUUAUUGGUGCUUCAUCAAAUUAACACUUUCUAUAGUCACAUCUUUCUCUGAGAGGGUCAGCAGGGCACGAAACCCUUAGACCAAGCAACAAAGCAUGGAAAGGUGAAAACAGGCAUCUAAGCUGACUCCAACUCUCAAGCCAGUAGGAAGUGCAUUAAUAAGCUGAAUAGCUUCCUUAGCUCUUCUUAGCACCCCACACACUAAGGCAUACAUACUUUUUGGGGCACAUUUAUUAAAUAUUUUUAUUUUUAUGGACACCUUGGAGAAAAUCUAAUUGAAAAAGUAAUUGACCUUAAAUUGAAUGAUAAAAUAAAAAUAUGUUGUUGAAAAAA